Molecule: messenger RNA, 3877 nt
Organism: Frieseomelitta varia
Lineage: Eukaryota; Metazoa; Arthropoda; Insecta; Hymenoptera; Apidae
Exons: 2
Coding region: 737-3862 (1041 amino acids)
Source: RefSeq, a predicted model, not a curated record
ACAGAAACAAUUGAGAAGUAUUUAUUAUUUGUUUCUGGUUUGUACUUAAAUAUACUGAGAAACUAUUGCAAUUUUGGCAGCGUAAGAGAUUAAAAGAAGCGAACAUCGUGGCGAAGAGAACGAGACGUAUUUCUAAAAUUAAUUCAAUCAAAUACAGCGAAAUCUGCUUUAAAAUCUGCUUAUUAAAAGGCGAAGAAACUGCAACUGCAAACUCAAAUGCCAUCAGCCAAACGCUGAAAUCCUUCAUCCCAGAAAUAUUCAUCACCGGUGCGAUAUCUUCACUCGCCUGGCCAAAAAUCGUAGAAGAGAAGAGAAACAAAGCUAAAGUGUUUCGAAAUAAAGUAGAAAGUUUCCACGUUGCAGAUCAGAGAACAGUUUCGAUUCGACUGCAACAUCUCAUCAGAGUGAGAGAAAGAGAGAGAGAGAAAGGAGCUGGAGAAGAGGAAGUGGAACAAAGGAACGAAUUAACGGCGGGCGAGAGAAGAAGAGGUAAUUAACCGGCAAAGAAAGGACUCCACCGAGCGGUUCUGCAUGAACCUGGAGGAUAUCUUCGGUCUGUGCAACAGGAAGAACGCGAUUUUCGUUAUCCUGUGUACAGCGGCGAUCUUCGUGCACCUGUACGGCAGGGAGGAGGCGAGUAUCGAGGUGCCGAUCCACCACGGCAACGUGGAGGAGCUACGGGAGAAUUGGUGCUUCGAGGACGAGGAACUGUCCACGUUUCGAUCGCACUGCAACGAUGUGGAGGUCAUACUGUCUGCUCUCGUUGACGCUUUGCACGUUUGAGCUUGCAGCUUAUGGGAGGCUGGCAGGUGCGGAGCUCGUCACGCGAGACGACGGCCAGGAUCACCGGAAGGAAACGCGAGGCCGACCAGAAGCCUGGGACGAAAACACGGCCGAGCUGGUGGGUAAAUGGCGAAACAACGGCGAGGCCUUGGAACCAAAAUGGCGAGACGGCGACACGAUCCCUCUACUUCCGUUCUCCCAAUUUUCCCGGUUCUCCAGGGGCAAGAUCGACAACAGCGAGGAGGAGGACGACUACGAUCGUCGUACACCGAAAUAUCGUCAGAGCAACAGGCGUGAAAAUUUCCUUCGCACGAGGAACAACCAUCGAUCGCCAUACAACGAUUACGACCACGGGCCGACAGAGAUCAAACGGGAAUACCACGAACGAGACGAGAUCUCGCCGCGAAAGAGAAAUCGACCGUGGAAUAGUGAAAACGCGGCUACGCUUGAAGAAACGAGGAACGACGAACGAAACAGGGACAUUGAAGAAGAUAAGGAAACGUCAGCGAGGCACAGAGAGAUAUUUCAAGCACGACCGAACGACUACGAGCAUGAACUCAACGACGAGGAGUAUUUAAAGCCACGACCAAGGAAACGUAGACCACCGCAAAAUUAUGAAUUCACUCUGGUAGAAAGUGAAACGUCGUUGAACGAAGGAAGAACAAAUAACAAUUCUGGGCCCUGGCCGAGAGAAAAUCUUCCAGAAACUACAACUAAAAACGCACCGUUCCUACAGAACGCCGUCGAGUUGAAGUCUCUGUUGAAGAUGCAACAGGAGGAAGGUUCGAGCUUGUCCGAGAUCCUGCAGCGGAGGAAUCUCACGCUGAACGAUCUCUUGAAGGGUAAAGCCGACGUGAUCAACGCCCUGAAGAUGAAAGACGUUGAGGAGAGCCAGGAUUACGAAGAGACUGCGAGAAUAAUGACCAAUUCGUUCACGAAACUCAUCACCACCGAGAGACCGCAACGGACGUUCACCAUGUCGCAGAAAUCUGCAAAGGCGAAGAGUUCCGAGAGAAACGAAGAGGAAUUGAUAAUCCCGAUCGUUCCAGCGAGUACAAACUUGCAAAACAGCCAGACGAGCGCGAGAGAACCCUUGAAUAAAGUAAAUGGCGGUGAAGUAGUAAACGUAACGACUGGAAAAUCGAUUCCAGCUAACGUCGAUGCUACUCGAGUUGCGAUGACGACACCGAUGCCGUUACCGGUCGCAACGAAUUCCAUGGAGCUCAUGCAAGCGGACGAUGCCGGCGCGAAAUCGCCGGGCGGUGGUGAAAUCCGAGCCGAGAGUUUCGACGAGGACGAGAUCAUGGAAUUCUCGGAUUUCACCGAUUACAAGAAGGGACGGAACGGCGUGUCGCCUGUGUGGCUGAUGAUGAAAGAUGUAGAGGCUGGCGAGACACCGAAGCUAGCGAGUUCCAAGGGCCACUUCGAGGACAGAGGGUCCACGUUGAGCAUCGAGAAGAUACUGCGUCCCACGGAGCGUUCGAAACUGACGUACAAUUUGCCUGCGAGUCCUGGAAACCAAGGACAAGGUUUUAACGACUCGAACAGCAUCAACAGAAGUAGAAUGUUCAAAGAGGAAGAGCAACGCGUAACCGUAAACUAUUCUGAGGAAGAUUAUGGCAGUUCUUCUGAGAAAGAAUACCAGAGUGAUACACCGGAUACAGUGAUGUAUUACGAUCUGGAACAGAGUACUCAAAUCGGUAACUUCACUGAUAUGGGUAAAAGUGAGAGUGAUAUGAGUAAAACCAUAAUGAAAGAGUUAGAAUCUGCGUUGGAUGCAAUGUCUCGUGACGUCAAUUCCACGUUGGAGAAUCGUCACGCCCUUUCGAUUAGUCCACUUGUGGAAAAGAAUGAUAGUGAUAAUCUGAAAAAUCAUCAGAAUAGAAAUACAACUGGGAAGAAGAGUUAUGACGAUAUUAUAUCAGAGGUGGAGCCGGAAGCUCGGGCCGAGAUCUUUGAAUUGUUUGCCUCUGGAUCGGCAGGAAAGAGGUUGGAACGUCUUCUUAAAUCGAGAAAUAUGAGUCUGGAGGAACUGAUUGCGCUGAGGCAGAGGGGAUCUAGUAAAGUUCAUCUAGCCGAGGUGUCACGGAUCAGAGCUCACAAGUCAAAUGACAAAUAUGCGGUAAAAGAUACAGAUGAUUUGAAAGCAACGGGUUCCUCGUCGUCCAAAGAAGGAAAAGCAAUAGUGAAUCACGAAAACUACAACAAGGGAGUUGACAAUUAUUUGUCACAGUCGACUGAAAAUUUGAAAACCAUUGAUUCAUUGUCAAAUUCAAUGGAUCUCGUUCGUCUUGAGGAUGGUACGACUGAACAAUUGGUACCUAAAUUAGAAUCGAAGGUCAGCAAUGAAGAUAUAGAGUUUAACACCUCUCCGAAGAUGGACAUUGAGAAAGAUGAGAGGGAGAGACAUCGUACGGUGGAGAUUGUUGAUCUGUUAACAACGUUCGAUUCUUUUCCAUUUAUAAAGGAUAUUCAGCGAGAGUUCACCGAUCAGUAUGAUAAAGAAGAGAAAAGGAAAUUGCUGGUGCAAGACAGCAAUGUUGGCGUGAUAUUUAUGAACAACGACGCGGAAAUGAUACGCGCGAAUGACACUUCAAACGUCGUAGAGUCCGGUUUCGUCAAGGAGAUCGUGAAGCAGGAACCGAGUUCCAUCGACAUUCAGGCCGUGUACGGCAAUACCGGUAAUAUUCUCGACGAAGAUGAUAGCAGGAGCAAGAAAGGAAAGUCUCUUUCAAAAGUGAAACCAAGCAUAAUAGCGAGUGGCGCAAUUCUUGGCGUAACUCUUGUAGUCUUCCUGGCGAUAUUCAUCGUGUGCAGAAUCCGACAAAAGCAGAAAUAUAGGUACAAAAACACGUUUUCCAGAGCGGUGUUUCAAGGUCCAGUGAUGACGGCUAGGAAACUAUCGAACUCAAGCAGCCUAAGCACAGUGAUGGUCAACGUGGUGGCCACAUCAACGACGAAAAGGCCAGAGAAAAACGAGAAUCAAGAACCUACAGAGAUGGAUUCUAAGAGUGAUAUCGAUAACGACUCGUUAGAUGCUAAUGACAGCUGGGAAACCAUACCUGAUUAUAUGAAAUAAACUUAUUUAAUUGUA